UUUUAACACGAUCCUUCUCUCUCUGGUAGUAAGACUUUGUGAGCCAGUUUUCAUCUCUUACUGAUCUUGUGUUUUUAUGAAUUGACAAGAAAACAAUGAGAGAGGCUGCCUAGGAGAGGAAGGGGAUUGCUCCAAGAACUCUGCAGGCCUUGCAAGACCCUACCUGCACUUGUCACAUUGGCCAGGCUGGAUUCUGGGAGAGCAGUGAUAGAAGUUUCUCACCUUUGGAGGAAAUGGCCUGCUACCAGUCACUUGACCAAACAUGUCAUGUGAAUUAUGAAAAAGCAGAAGGGCUCUGGAAGGACAGAGAAGGUGCCUCCCCCACAGAAGCACGGCUGCUGAGGAUCCUCCUGGUGGGCAGAACAGGCAGCGGGAAAAGCGCCACAGGAAACAGCAUCCUCUGCCGGCCAGCCUUUGAGUCCAGGCUGGCCGCCCAGUCGGUGACCAGGGCCUGCCAGGGGGAGAGGGGCACGUGGAAUGGGAGGGACAUCCUGGUGGUCGACACGCCCUCCAUCUUUGAGGCAGAGGCCCACUCGCAGGAGAUGUACAGGGACAUCGCAGACUGCUACCUGCUGUCUGCCCCAGGGCCCCACGUGCUGCUCCUGGUCACCCAGCUGGGGCGCUUCACGGCCCAGGACGCGGUGGCAGUGAGGAGGGUGAAGGAGGUGUUUGGGACCCAGGCCAUGAGGCACACGAUCGUGCUCUUCACCCACCGGGAAGACUUGGGCGACGAGUCCCUGGACCAUUACGUGGUCAACACGGACAACCUCGGCCUGCGCCGGCUGCUGGCGGAGUGCGGCCGGAGGUACUGCGCCUUCAACAACCGCGCGGCGGGCGAGCAGCAGCGCGCGCAGCUGGCCGAGCUCAUGGCGGUGGUGGAGCAGCUGGAGCGCGAGCGCUCCUACCAGGGCGACCACCUCUUCCUCCCCGGGCCGCGGCUGCAGCCAGGCGGGGGCGCCGGCGGCCCGGAAGCCUAUGCGCACUACGUGGCCGAGGUGAGGGCGCAGGUGGACAGGCAGAAGCAGGCGCUGCGGAAGGAGGAGAGGAACUGCAAGGUCAAGGCGACCCGCAGAGCCGAAAAGUGCACUUUUUUUGAAAUUUGUGCCAUUAUUAUUUGGUGCAGCUUAAUUCUUACUGUUAUUGCGCUGAUCAUAUAUUAUCAGGUCUGAUGCUUUGUGUUUUAGGGAUUUCAAAAUAUAUCAAUUACCGCAUCCACUGCUCUAAGUAUCCUCCUCAGAAAGAGGCCCCCCUGGUCUGUCGAGGGCUGCAGGUCUAGGCAGCUCCGUUUCCCCUUCUUUCUUAACAGACUUCCGGUUGGGUUCAGAGCUCCGGCCUCAGUUCCAGGGAUGUUUUGUCUAAAUACAAUCCAGGUGGUCGUAUGGUGUUUAUCCUGCAGGUCGUUGAUAUUUAUCCUGAAGAAUUAAAGUCAUCUUACUACAAUGACACAUGCAUACCUAUGUUUAUAGCAGCACAAGUCACAAUAGCAAAACUAUGGAAACUGCCUAGUUAGGUAUCCAUCAAUGGAUGAGUGGGUAAAUAAAAUAUGGUAUAUGCACAUAAAAGAGUUUUAUUCCACCAUAAAGAAAAACGAAAUGAUGGCACUUGUAGGAAAAUAGAUGUAACUAGAAACCAUCUAUAACAGGUCAAACUCAGAAGGUCAAGGGUCAUUUAUUUUCUCUCAUAUGUGGAAAUUAGAGAGGAAAGAGAAAAAGAAAGGUUAGGGAUGGAUGUCCUAAAAAUCAAGGGGAGAUCAGUAGAGGAAAGGGACCUAGAGAUAGGAGGAACGGAAGACGGGGGAAAAUGCUGGGGAUUUUAAGGAAUAAUUUUUGUGUGUGUGGGUUUCCAUAUAAAUUCCCAAGUAAUUCUUAUUUAUAAAAUUUUUGCUAGGAUUUUGAUAAUAAUUGUUUACCAAAUUUUUAUAUCAAUUUGACAAGAGUCAACACCUUUAACCAGUAGAUUCUUUCAAUCUAUGAAAUAUCUCCUCUCUUUCUUUCACCAGUGUUUUGUAGUUUUCAUCAUGAGUCCUGUUUUUUUAAAAAUUUAGGCAGAUAUUUAUUUUUUGAGUGUUGAUAUAUUGUGUGCAAUAUGAAUAUGUAACAACAAAUCCCCUCAAUAUGUACAACUAUAAUAUAACAAUAAAAUGUGGAAAAUGUUUUUAAAAACUA
Messenger RNA from Marmota monax (woodchuck), 2165 nucleotides. RefSeq names its product GTPase IMAP family member 5. Bases 234 to 1169 code for a protein of 311 amino acids. Gene Ontology annotation, molecular function: GTP binding. The transcript has 4 exons. Lineage: Eukaryota; Metazoa; Chordata; Mammalia; Rodentia; Sciuridae. The record is from RefSeq and is a predicted model, not a curated record.